Molecule: messenger RNA, 2563 nt
Organism: Trichechus manatus latirostris (Florida manatee)
Lineage: Eukaryota; Metazoa; Chordata; Mammalia; Sirenia; Trichechidae
Gene: SLC26A6
Product: solute carrier family 26 member 6
Exons: 21
Coding region: 41-2326 (761 amino acids)
Biological process (GO): transmembrane transport
Cellular component (GO): plasma membrane
Molecular function (GO): secondary active sulfate transmembrane transporter activity; chloride transmembrane transporter activity; bicarbonate transmembrane transporter activity
Source: RefSeq, a predicted model, not a curated record
GGAGCGGAAGAACCGGCAGCUGCUGGGCCGCUAGCCAGCCAUGGGGUUAUCAGAAGCGUCGGGACCGAGGGACACACAGGCACUGCUGUCUGCAACGCAGGCAAUGGAGCUGCCGAGACGAGACUACCAUGUGGAGCGGCCGCUGCUGAACCAGGAGCAGCUGGAGGAGCUGGGGCACCGGGGCUCAGUGCCUCCGACCCACCAGUGGCGGAGCUGGUUUCAGUGCUCCCAAGCUCGGGCCCGCGCCGUACUGUUCCAAUACCUCCCAAUUUUGGCCUGGCUACCCCGAUACCGUGUGCGUGACUGGCUCCUGGGUGACCUGCUAUCUGGCCUGAGUGUGGCCAUCAUGCAGUUACCACAGGGCCUGGCCUAUGCCCUCCUGGCUGGACUGCCUCCUGUGUUCGGCCUCUACAGCUCCUUCUACCCAGUCUUCAUCUACUUCCUGUUCGGCACUUCCCGGCACAUCUCUGUGGGGACCUUUGCUGUCAUGUCUGUGAUGGUGGGCAGUGUGACAGAAUCCUUGGCCCCAGAUGAGGCCUUCUUUCAGGACUCAAACACCACAGUCAACGAGGCGGCCAGAGACGCUGCCCGAGUGCAGCUGGCCUCCACACUCAGUGUCCUAGUCGGCCUCUUCCAGGUGGGGCUGGGCCUGGUCCACUUCGGCUUUGUGGUCACCUACCUGUCAGAACCUCUGGUACGUGGCUAUACCACGGCUGCGUCUGUGCAGGUCUUUAUAUCGCAGCUCAAGUAUGUGUUUGGCCUUCAGCUGAGCAGCCGCUCUGGGCCACUGUCCCUCAUCUAUACAGUACUGGAGGUCUGCUGGAAGCUGCCCCAGAGUGUGGUUGGCACCGUCAUCACUGCGGUUGUGGCGGCUGUGGUACUUGUGGCGUUGAAGCUGUUGAAUGACAAGCUGCGGCGGUACCUGCCCCUACCACUGCCUGGGGAACUGCUCACGCUCAUAGGAGCCACAGGCAUCUCUUAUGGUGUGGACCUGAAGCAGAGAUUUGGGGUGGAUGUUGUGGGCGUCAUCCCUACAGGAUUGGUGCCCCCAGUGGCUCCCAGCCUUGAGCUGUUCGCAAAGCUUGUGGGAAAUGCCUUCGCCAUUGCUGUGGUUGGGUUCGCCAUUGCCAUCUCGCUGGGGAAGAUCUUCGCCCUGAGGCAUGGCUACCGGGUGGACAGCAGCCAGGAGCUGGUGGCCCUUGGGCUCAGUAACCUCAUCGGGGGCAUCUUCCAGUGUUUCCCCAUCAGCUGCUCCAUGUCUCGGACUCUGGUACAGGAGACCACUGGGGGAAACACGCAGGUGGCCGGAGCUGUCUCCUCCCUCUUCAUCCUCAUCAUCAUUGUCAAACUUGGGGAACUCUUCCAAGACCUGCCCAAGGCAGUCCUGGCAGCCGUCGUUAUUGUGAACUUGAAGGGCAUGAUGAUGCAGUUCAAGGACCUAUGCUCCCUCUGGAAGGCAAAUCGAGUGGAUCUGCUGAUCUGGCUGGUGACCUUUGUGGCCACUAUCCUGCUGAACCUGGACAUUGGCCUGGCAGUUGCGGUGGUCUUCUCCUUGCUGCUCGUGGUGGUCCGCACACAGCUACCCCACUACUCUGUCUUGGGGCAGGUGCCAGACACAGAUGUUUACAGAGAUGUGGCAGAGUACUCAGAGGCUAGGGAGGUCCCUGGCGUGAAGAUCUUCCGCUCCUCGGUCACCAUGUACUUUGCCAAUGCUGAGCUCUACAGUGACACGCUGAAGCAGAGGUGUGGUGUGGAUGUUGACCACCUCAUCUCCCGGAAGAAGAAGCUGCUCAGGAAGCGGGAGCUAAAGCUGAAGCGACUGCAGAAGAAGCAGCCUCAGAAACAGGCUGCCUCCUUCAAGGGCACCUCAUUCUCUGUCAAUGUCAACGCUGGCCUUGGAGAUACUGAGAUCAACAAUGUGGAGGACCCCAAGGUCAUGCAGGAGAGUACAGAGGAUGAGCUGGAUAGUACAGAGGCCAGCAAUCAAGAAGAUGCCAAGGCCCCAGACGUGUCCAUACUGAAGGCCCUGGGCCUGCCUCAGCCAGACUUCCACAGCCUCAUCCUGGACCUGAGUGCCCUUUCCUUUGUGGACACUGUGUGCCUCAAGAGCCUGAAGAAUAUUUUCCAUGACUUCCGGGAGAUCGAGGUGGAGGUGUACAUGGCCGCCUGCCACGCCCCUGUGAUCACCCAGCUUGAGGUCGGGAACUUCUUUGAUGCAUCUGUCACUAAGCAGCAUCUCUUUGCCACUGUCCAUGAUGCUGUUGUCUUUGCCAUCCAACAUCCGAGGUCCCGCUCCGUCGAUCCUGCUUUGGUCACCAAGCUCUAACUGUGCUGCUGCCUCGCCUGAGACUGCCCACCUCUGGAGGGUGUGACGGAGAGCCCUUGAAAUGCCCCCACCCGUAGGUCGCCUCCAGGUGCCACCCAGGAGUCCCCUCCGUGCACGCACACACACACUCAGGGAUGGAGGUCCUGGGAUUCCAAGUUCAGUGUUCCAGGCCUGGGAUGGGGUCCUGGAGGCAGGCUGGCACUCUCCUGGGGCGGGGGGAGGGGCCGAUGCGUGUGU